GUGUGUGUGUGUGUGUGUGUGUGUGUGUGAGUGUGAGUGUGUGUAAUGUGAUGUGAGGACUUUGUGAAGAGCCCACUGUCAUACAGCGGUGAAAAGCUCGAGCUGUGCGCAAAAGCAGCCAUCACAGUUUCCAGUGUUCACUCAGCCACCAUGACGCGCCGGAGCGCCUUUACGCAGCCAGGAUGUCCCCCAGAUAACCACCGCGAGCUGCAGCACUCCGGAGAGAAGCCCACCAUGUGUUAGCUCGUCCUCGUGGCACAUUUUGGAUACAAACGCAGGCGCACAAAGUGGAUUGAGAGCGCACGAGCCACGUUCUUCAGAGCAGCAGCGAUGGAGGAGCAGCGGGACCCGAACAGCUCGGACAGCAGCGAGCCGGAGAGCGUGUCCCCGGCCCCCAGCCUGCCCUCUCCGCCCAUCCUGCCUCUGCAGGUCGCCCAGCAGGCCCACAGAACCACCAACUUCUUCAUCGACAACAUCCUGCGGCCGGAUUUCGGCUGUAAGAAGGAGCUCGGCCUGGGCCCGCGGGAGAGGGCGCACACCUCCGCCGGCCGGGAGCGCGUUCACCCGGCGGUGAGCAGGCCGAGCCUUCCCGGGACCCCGUGCCAGGACUCGAACUGCAGCACCGACAGCUCCUCCUCCUCCGCCUCCUCCACCUCCCUGACGAGUCCCAAAAAGAGCAGCGGCGGAGGAGGAGGAGGAGGAGGAGCGGCAGCUGCGGCCGGUUCUACCGGGAGCAGCGCGGUCAAAGCCGAGGAGAGGACGGGCGGCGGGGCCGGGGACAACACCCCCUCCUCGCUGGUGGUUCUGAACGGCUCCGGGACUUCCACACCGGAGAGCCAGCCGCUACUGUGGCCCGCCUGGGUCUACUGUACCCGGUACUCGGACAGGCCCUCAUCUGGUAAGGCAAGAGGGCUGAGCGCGUGAGGGGAGGGGGGUAAAAUAUUAAAAACACUUAUUCUAAUUUAAUAUUUGAUAUAAUUCAGCAGUAAACAGGUGGAUAAUUUAUUUACAUAUUUAAACUAAGAGUGGGGGAAUAAACCGAUUUUUAAAGAGAAGCUCAAAAAGAAAUUAUAAUUUAACAAAAUAAUAAAAAGGUGUUUUUACUUUUUUCUCUGUAAAUUUACUGAAUUACAUGUUUUUAAAAUAAGAAUUUUGACAGUAAAAAUGAGGAAAUGAUCAGAAAUAUUCUAAAAAAAACUAUUGAAGUUAUUUAGUUUCAGAUUUAUUUUUACACUUUACCUGAUCUUUAAUUUUUUAAUUUUACUGUAUUUUACUGUGAAACACCGGAUUAAAAUCUACUCCAGUUUAAUUUAACACAGAAACACAACAUACACGUGUUUUCAGAUUAUUCUCAUAAUUCCAGUUUAUUAGAGUUUGAGUGAAAUUAAUAAUGUAAUGUGAGCUCCAGGAUCAAACGGCAGUAUUUACUGUCAUUUACUGUAACUGAAUUUAAUCCUUUUACUUUAAAGAACCUGAAGACUUUAAAUAAAAACAUAAAUAACUCAUCAGCUUUAAAAACAAACAUUGAUCCAGAAUUUUAGAUUAAAAUAAACCAAUAAAAUAACAAUAUUUGUGUUUUCUAAUUACUCUUAAAUCAGAUUCUUUAAACCUCACCAGUUCAUUUUAAACUAAAUCAGUUUUUUAUUGAUCCAAAUGUUGAUUAAAAGGAUAAAUUAGUGUUUUGUUGUCAUGGAAACCUGAACCCUCUCAGGUGUGUUUGUACCGCGAGCAGCAGGUGAAGAACUUCAGUUACAUGAGCGGCUGUUUGUACUAAUGCUGCUGCGUGAUUAUUACCGUAUAUACACAAUACUGAGUGUGUGUGUGAGUGUGACUCUCUCAUUUAAAUUCAUUAUAAGGUGACACUUGUGUGUAUAUAUGUACAUGUGUGUGUAUGUGAGGUGUCCGGUCCUGUACCGGAUUUGAGCUCGUGGCGGAAUUAAAGGUAAAUAAAUGUAAAUAAAGCUGCACGAGCUCAGGAGACAUUUUGAAUUCAUUAGGUGUGUGUGUGUGUGUGUGUGUGUGUGUGUGUGUGUGUGUGUGUGUGUGUGUUUGAUUUGGCUCAGACUUCACAGAAACACUAAAAACAUACAGACAGACAGACACAGACACACACUGACAGACAGACUUCAACAGCAUAAACGGACUUUAGUAACGGCAAAAGAGUAAAAUGAUAUUAUUGCGCAUUUAAGGCGUUUUUCAUCUUUAUUUCAUCUUCAGAUGUUUCAGUGAUCCGCUGAAUGUGAAGCUUUUUAACAUUCAACCUGUUUGACUAAAAAAUAACUGAAAAUAUUUAUUAAAUAAUAAACGUCUCCAUAUGUAGACCCUAAUAAAACAUACAAACUUUAUAAUAAUAUCCGGUAUUACGGAGCUGCUGCGCAGUAUUUCAGUCUUAAAUAUUGAAUUUUAAUCUCUUUUACUUUCAGUUUUAUUCCUGUUUUAUUCCCCUACAAUAGAAACAUGUUUUUAUUUAAAGAUCAAAUAUAAAAGAAAACCGUUUCUGAGCGUUUCAUGUUGAAUUUAAUGUAUUAUUUUCUAAAAAAAUAAAAACAGAGAAGAGGAGAAGAGAGAUGUUGGAUUUAAUUUACUAACCUUAUGAAGGAGUGAGGCUAAAACUAACAGUGUGACUGUCAGAGUUUAACCAUCAGGAUUUAAACAGGAAUAUAAAAUAAUCUAAUAACAACAUUAAUAAUAAUCUGAAUAAUCCCUGGAAUAAUCUGAGUUUAUGGUGGACUGGUGUUCUUUUAUAUCUUUACAGAAGUUUAUAAAUCAGGGGCUUAAAUGUGACAACAUGAUGAAAAUAGUUCAGUGUGCAUUAAUUCAUAUUUACUGUAGUGUGUGUGUGUGUGUGUGUGUGUGUGUGUGUGUGUGUGUGUGUGUGUGUGUGUGUGUGUGUGUGUGCAGCAUCAUCUCAGUCAGUCUGAAGACUCAAACAGGAACACAGUUAAUAUGAGUGAUUAUUAAAGAGGCUCUGAUGUUUCAUUUAAUUUAUAAUAAUAAUAAUAAUAAUAGUAAUAGUAGUAAUAAUAAAUCGAUGCACCGUUAAUUCUGCUCCACUUUCAGUCUGCGCAUGUUCCUUUUUACUGUUUCUUCCUAAACUACCCUUUCUUCUUUAUUAUUAUUAUUAUUAUCAUUAUUAUUAUUAUCAUUAUUAUUUUGUAAAAGACAAUUUCAAAAUCGACGUCAAAAUAAAUAAUUAUUAAAAUUAUUGAUGAUUAUUUAAAGCUGAAGCAGACUGUUGGAGCUCGAGCUGACGCGCCAAAACCACGCGAGCUUUUCUCUUUCUUAAUUAUUAAUUACAUUGAUUAUUAUGAUUAUUAGGAUUUUUGUUUUUCCAUCGUUGUGAUAUUUAAAAAAAACGUGUAAUAAUUACCGUAAUACUUGUAAUAGCGUGCAGUUUUCUCUGAGUGAGUGUGUGUUUGAAUGAUACAGUGUGAGUGUGUGUGUGAGUGUGAGUGUGUGUGUGAGUGUGUGUGUUUUAAUGCAGGAUGAUGUUGAUAUGAUCGGAUUAUCAAACUUUCUUUCAUGUUAAUCGAUGAGAUCAAUUAAUCGUGAGUCGGCAGGAAUUAAAGGCAGACGGUUCAGGAUGAACAUGAACACACAGAUUUAAAAAACAGUCAAAUACAAAAAAGAUUAAAGUUGUGAGGAAUGUGUUCGUGAAUAUUCGAUAUUUAAUCGCUGGAAUUAUUUUUAACAAAUAUAUCGAUGAUCGGUGAAUUGUUUAUUUUUAAAUCGACCCAGUGAGUGCAGUCUAGACUCUAGAUCGCCUCUGUUCGCGGCUCUCUGCGCUGAAUAUUCAUAUUUCCGCUCUCGUGUCUUCGCCCUUACUGCAGGCCCAAGGACCCGGAAACUGAAAAAGUCGAAAAGCGGCAAAGAGGACAAGCGGCCGCGCACCGCCUUCACGGCGGAGCAGCUGCAGAGGCUGAAGACGGAGUUCCAGGUGAACCGGUACAUCACGGAGCAGCGGAGACAGUCUCUGGCGCAGGAACUGAACCUGAACGAGUCCCAGAUUAAGAUCUGGUUCCAGAACAAGCGCGCCAAGAUCAAGAAGGCCAGCGGCUUCAAGAACGGGCUCGCGCUGCAGCUGAUGGCGCAGGGACUGUACAACCAUUCCACCACCACCAUCCAGGAGGACAAGGAGGACAGCGACUGAGAGGGAGAGAGGGAGGGAGGUGGGGAGGUGGGGGGGACACUGAGGAGACACCGAGGACACCGGGGAGGAGGACGCACGGCACGGAUACAGCUGCAGGACUAACUCCUUCUCCUCCUCCUCCUUCACUCUGUACUCUGUAAAUAUAUGAUAUCUAAUUUAAUGAUGGAGAGGGGAGGGGGGCUGAGCGGACCUCCUCUUCCUCACCUCCUCCUCCUCCUCCUCCUCUCCACAGACAGACAGACAGACAGACAGAGACUGAAGCUGCCGCCAAAAACCAAAGAUCUUCUCGGGAAACAGAGCCUGACACUUUCUCCAACUUUACAGACAGAAAAAGAAAAAGAAAAACAUCAUCCUUCACUCUCUUCAUCUCUGUCUCUGUGAGCUGAAAGUGAAAAGGACCCCCCUUUCUUCAUUUUCCUCCUCUUCUUCCUCUCUUCCUCCUGCUCCUCCUCCUCCUCUUCUCCUCCACGCAGCCAGCAGCUGAUGUUUCUGGCACUUUCUCUUUCCUUCAGCUCGUGUCUUUGUGGUUCCAAACAGAGCAGCCACAGCCUCCCUCUCACUCCAUCAGGUUUUCUCUCUCUCUCUCUCUCUCUUCUGGACCAGCUGAUUUCUAAGAACUGUUGUAAUCCUGCAGCUCGUUUUGAAGAGGUUUCACACCCGCAGAUUAACGCAAAUCCAAGAGCCAAAAACGAAAACACAAACCCGAACCUGCAGAGGAAGGUUCCAGAAAUCUUAAAGGAGGGAGUGUUUCUGCAGAAUUAAAGAUAUUUUCUGACUUUUCUAGUUUCAUAAAGAAGUAAAAUAUUUAAAAUAAGGCUCACAUUUUUACGCUUAAAAACUGAAACAAAAAAGGAAAAUAAAAAACGUCAAAGAAAACCAGAUUUAAAACAUUAAAAAUACCACCUUAAGUCUCCAUGUGAGAGUCAUUCUCUCCGGAUUAUAAAUCGAACUCUAGAGCGUGUUUUAAUCCCUUAAACUGCGCACUUCUUUUGCCGAUUAUUUUGCGAUUAAUUGAUGAAUAAUUCGGUUAAAAUGUCGAAAAUGUCUACACAGUUUUCCCAAAUCUGAAUUAAUCUCUUUUAUGUUUAUUUUCACCUUGGAGCUCAGAAGAAAACUGAAUCUGAAAGUCUGGAAACAGAUUUUCUAAAAUACGUUUUUGAAUAUUUUCCUGACGAUUAAUCGACUUUUUAGUCUGAGUUCAUAAAAUGACAGUCCUGACUAUUUUCAGGGUUUAUUUCACGUCUCCAGAGCCUCUUAUUUUUCUCUCUCAGAGUUUUUAUUCCUCUGUUGUUUUUCUUUCUAAACUCUCAGGAUUACAGCAGUUCUCUCCGGAUUACAGAUUUGUGUUCAACUGUGAAAAAAACAGAGUUUGGCCUCUCUGUGCGUCCUGGUGAUGCUUUUAUUUUGGCAGGUCACAUCCGACUAUCUGUGGUUAUAUGUUAGAGGAGCGCGGGGGACGAUGGGAGGAGGAGGAGGAGGAGUGUGGGGGGGUUAUAUUAUGUACAUUUUAACCAUGUUUCCAAAUAAAAACCCUUUUAUAUCAGAAAAAGAAAAACAGGAAACACACCGAGACGUUUUUUAAAUGUAUGUGUGUGUGUGUGUGUGUGUGUGUGUGUGUGUUUGAGGAGGGGUCGCAGCUCAUUGGUUCACGUGAGUGGGACAUUUGGAUCCAUAUUCAUACAAAAGUGUUUUUGAGGAAAAGGAGGAGAAUUUACGCAGCGCGCGCGCCGCUAUCAGCUGCUGUUCAGAGUGUUACAGAGCAUGAAAUUAGCUCUCCGUCUGUGUGUCACACACAUACACACACAGGUGAUGUUAGUGUGGCUGCAGGUGUGUGUGUGUGAGGGACAAAGGCCGUGCAGGGCCUAAAAACGGUGUCGUGAUUCCUCCACAAAAACGCCCCAAAUGAGGAUUUUAGUUUCAUUAAAAUUAUAAUUUUGAUAUAAAAAAUAAGAAACAAACAUCUAAACCAAAUCAUUUCUCCUCUUUAAUCCUGAUUUUGUCCGUUUUUUACCGUCAGGACCUCCCGUGUUUUCCAAAUGACGCUGAAAAACAAACAGAAUAUCAACAAAAAUCCAACAUGUUUUUAAUCUAAACCUUUAAAUAUAUGUAUGUCUAAUAUGAAUCAGGAUUACCCUUUAAAGUGGUUGUUUUUUAAUAGGGAUGCACCGAUCUGAUAUUUUGAUCCAAUAUUGACAAAUUAACUGGAUCGGAUAUCUGAUGAAUGACGCCGAUCCAGCGUUCCGAUCCAUUCCGAUUAAUUUUUCUUUUAAUACAUGGAAGACUUCCUUCUUUUCGCUGUGUGUUAAUGUGAAAUUUUUAAAUAAAUAACAUGAAGUAAAUUUA
This is a messenger RNA of Xyrichtys novacula (pearly razorfish), 6493 nucleotides long. The record is from the annotation of a GenBank genome assembly. Lineage: Eukaryota; Metazoa; Chordata; Actinopteri; Labriformes; Labridae.